Molecule: messenger RNA, 687 nt
Organism: Physella acuta
Lineage: Eukaryota; Metazoa; Mollusca; Gastropoda; Physidae
Molecular function (GO): GTP binding
Source: RefSeq, a predicted model, not a curated record
AUGGAAGUUCAUUCUGAUUUAGACCUUAUAAUUAUAGGUAAAACUGGGAAUGGAAAAAGUGCUACUGGAAAUUCAAUUCUGAGAGAACUAGAUGUAUUUAAAAGCGCGUACAACACGACUUCAAUUACUGACUUUCCACAAACAGGUAUUAUAAAGGUGGUUGAUUGUCCAGGUGUGUUAGAUACGGAUAUUGAUGAAACUGGUGCAGACGAACUUGUUAAAGAAGCUUUACAGUACGCUCUUUUAGCCAAUCCAUCAGGCUAUGACGCUUUUCUCAUUGUAGUCAAGUUCUCUCAACGUUUUACCAAGGAAGAACAAGAUUCUAUUAAAAUUCUCAAAAGGAUUUUGGGAAAAGAUGUCAUCAAAACCCACGGUAUUGUCGUAAUUUGCAACGGUGAUACUUUUGAACAUUUUUCAAAAACACAAGGGUUAACUAUUGAAGAAUUUUGUACACAACAAAAAGGAUAUUUUAAAAAACUUUUAAAAGAAUGCAAAAACAGAGUAAUUGUGUUCGAUAAUAUAACAGAAGAUGAAACUAUUAAAAACAAGCAAUUAGAAAUCUUAAUCAAAGCUGUUGACACUCUUAAAGCUAAUACUAGCAAGUACACAACACAACACUUUCAAAAAGCAAACGAUUUGACAGAAGCUAUCUCACGUGAAAAGAAAUUAUUUACUUAUCAAAGUUAA